AUGGCCCCCAACCCACCAACCCCCCCAGCCCCAGGACCCAGCGGAGGGCGAGGAGGGCAGCGAGUGGGACAUGCAGGCGCGCGGGGGCGGGGCGCACUCCACUCGCCCACGCAGCGUGGCGGAGCGGAACAGACGCAGCAAGAUCAGCGUCCAACAUCUUUUCUUCAAAUCCCAUCAUUUCAUGCACUCUGUUUCCAAUCGCCUCUGUUUCAUGCACUUUCAUUUGCCUCCCUCCUUCCCCCGCGUCCACCCCCUCCCCCCAGUUCCCGCCUGGACCGUCUCAAGGAGUCACUCCCCAUCUGGAAUCCGCGCAUGGACACCGCCACCAUGCUAGACGAGGCCGUUUUAGAGCCGCUCCCGCCUGGACCGUCUCAAGGAGUCAUUUCUCAUCUGGAAUCCGCGCAUGAAAACCGCCACCAUGCUAGACGAGGCCGUAAACUUCAUCUCAUCAGCUCACAUCCCACCAUCGACACCCACCACUCUCGUUCCGCGUCCCCUCCCCCCAGUUCUCGCCUGGACCGUCUCAAGGAGUCGCUCCCCAUCUGGAAUCCGCGGAUGGACACGGCGACAAUGCUAGACGAAGCCGUAAAUUUCAUCGCGCUGCUAAAGAAGGAGGUUCGCCGUCUGCACGUGGAGCGCGACGAGCUCGCUAGCCGCCUCCCGCCCGACGCCAAACCGCGGCCGAAAGUCGCCGCCGCGGACGACAAGCCCGAGGCGGAUGGCGCGACACGCGGGAAGCGGAAACCGGAUGCGGAUAGCGAGGCUCAUUGA
This is a messenger RNA of Closterium sp. Yama58-4, 771 nucleotides long. The record is from the annotation of a GenBank genome assembly. Lineage: Eukaryota; Viridiplantae; Streptophyta; Zygnematophyceae; Desmidiales; Closteriaceae.